AUGGCCAAGGCCCCUUCGUCACUUGUUCUGCCCAUCAUCUUCCUUCUUUUAUCUGUCUUAGUUGAGCCAAAUAUGGGAUGCAUUCAAAUUAUAGGGAAAUGCAAUGCAAUUCCAGAUUGUAGUGCGUUAUGCUGGAAAUUCCUAGGACCAAAUGCAAAUGGUUACUGUGACAACGAUGGUGCUGGUGGAACAUGUAUUUGUACUUACGAUUGUCCAGCUUCAAAAACGCAUAUAUGA
Molecule: messenger RNA, 237 nt
Organism: Capsella rubella
Lineage: Eukaryota; Viridiplantae; Streptophyta; Magnoliopsida; Brassicales; Brassicaceae
Product: defensin-like protein 173
Exons: 2
Coding region: 1-237 (78 amino acids)
Source: RefSeq, a predicted model, not a curated record